UCUUUGAAGAAAUGCUGACUGCUUUCCGAGGACUGGAUGUCUUUCUGAUAUUCAGUCUAGUGCUGAACUACACUGUGGGUUCUGAUUCUGGCUGUGAGGAUUGGACAAUAUCUGGAUCAGAUGUCUGCUGCAAGACAUGCAAGCCAGGGAACCACUUGGUGGAUCGUUGUGGAAGAGACCCAGAAAAGCUCUGUACCCCCUGUGCCCCUGACAUGUACACAAUCGGUUUGACUUUGAACCUCUUCUGUUUGAGAUGUACCCAGUGCAUAGGUAAACAGUUUACACUUAGACCUUGCACUAUCAGCAGCAAUACUGUAUGUGGAUGCAAGCCUGGAUAUCGGUGCGGAAACGACAAAUGUUCAUUCUGUGUUACUGAAUGCAAGGAGGGGGAGGAGCCCACCGAAAACCGAUUGUGUAGAAAAUGUCCAGAAGGAAAAUUCAAUGACAAAAUCCACAGUAACUGCAGAGAAUGGAAAAAAAGUUGUCCCGAUGGACAGAUGUUGGGCAAAGGAAAUGCUACCAGUGACUGUACUUGCAUAUAUUCAGACAAAGAAGCAAUAGUACCAACCUUACAUGUUGUGAGCAAUAAAAAAGAACAGACAAAAUGGCUUCCAGUUUUCAUUGCUGGAGGGAUGGCAGGGUUGGCUGUCCUUUGUUUCAUAGCAUCCGUGGUUGCAUAUGUAAAAGGACAAAACAAAACUGAGAAGAAGCCAAAAACCGAUGCCGGUGACCAAGAUGAGUCCAGGAUUAUGGUAGGGGAGCAGGCAGACUGUAGUUUCCGUCAUCCUGAGCAGGAACAGGGCAGCUCAGAGUCCAUCAAUACACAAGACUCAGAUUCUAAACUCAUUGUGUGAGUUCUGGACAGCUUUUAUUUUCUUAUCUUACUGUAGUAUUACUACAACAGCAAGAGGAUAACAUCCACUAAACUGUGAAAUACAUCCUUGACUGGGUGUCUGUCAGCCAUUCCAGCUGGUGUAUCGGUGAUUAAUGGGAACAAAAUGGGCAUUU
Molecule: messenger RNA, 1008 nt
Organism: Rhinichthys klamathensis goyatoka
Lineage: Eukaryota; Metazoa; Chordata; Actinopteri; Cypriniformes; Leuciscidae
Gene: tnfrsf9a
Product: tumor necrosis factor receptor superfamily, member 9a
Exons: 8
Coding region: 12-854 (280 amino acids)
Biological process (GO): regulation of cell population proliferation
Cellular component (GO): external side of plasma membrane
Molecular function (GO): signaling receptor activity; cytokine binding
Source: RefSeq, a predicted model, not a curated record